Messenger RNA from Medioppia subpectinata, 1107 nucleotides. NCBI's taxonomy places the organism in Eukaryota, Metazoa, Arthropoda, Arachnida, Sarcoptiformes, Oppiidae. The record is from the annotation of a GenBank genome assembly.
AUGGACAAUAUUUCGGAUCAAGUUUUACCCGCAAACAGCGGCCAAAUGUCCGGAAUGUGUCCAGAAAUUACCGAUAAUGAGGCCAACAAUAACACAGACAAUAUUAACAACAAAUUUAAUGGCACCAUACGAAACAAAUCAAAAUCAUAUAUAAGCGGAGAAUUUAGCGAUCAUGAUGUAUCAAAUAAUGACAAGCUUGAGCCAGAAUUUAAGCUAGAGUUAUACUGGUACAAUAUCACCAUGGCGAUAUUAUUGCACGUAGCUGCAGUAUACGGAAUCUACUUGGGCAUAAAAUCGGCACAGAUAAAAACUAUUUUGUUUGCGUAUCUACUUGCACAUUUAUCAACAAUUGGUGCUCAGUGCGGAGUGCACCGGCUUUGGUGCCACCGGACCUACAAAGCCAAACCUGUACUCCAAUACCUGUUGGCUUUCCUAUACGUACUGGCCUUUCAGGACGACAUAUACAAGUGGUCACGUGACCAUCGGGUGCACCACAAGUGUGCCGAUACAGAUGCCGACCCCUAUAGUAUCAAACGGGGCUUUUUCUUUGCCCAUAUAGGUUGGCUACUGUGCCGCAAACAUCCAUCGGUAAUUGCCCAGGGUCACACCAUUGACAUGUCCGAUUUGGACCAUGAUCUAUUGGUACAGUUUGAACGUCGCUAUCACGUGCCACUAGCGUUGGUCAUAUGGGGCGCUAUGCCUACGCUAAUACCAUGCGCAGCCCACUAUUGGGGCAGCAAGCCAUACGAUAAGCACAUCGAGGCUACAGAGUGCACGAUAAGGCACGUGAUGCUGGGCGAGGGCUUUCACAACUAUCACCACACUUACCCAUGGGACUAUUCGAUGAGCGAGUAUGGUCCAAUUGACGCAUUCAACCCUGCUACAAUGUUUAUUGAUUUGUUCGCCCGGUUGGGCUGGGCCUACGACAUGCGCCGCGCGCCCCGGGAUGUGGUUAAGCAGCGCAUGAAACGCACGGGUCAGGCAAACGUGACCGCCAAAACAAACAGGGUGUAUGAGUGGGUGACGGCCACCCUGUACUUAAUGCUCAUGUUCUACCCGUUUAUUAUAGCUGGUUUAUGGAAUAAUUACCUGUCACAUUUGGUGUAG